Messenger RNA from Pseudophryne corroboree (corroboree frog), 2729 nucleotides. Its product is annotated as carnitine O-acetyltransferase-like. Gene Ontology annotation, biological process: carnitine metabolic process, CoA-linked. The coding region runs from base 151 to 2025 and encodes 624 amino acids. Lineage: Eukaryota; Metazoa; Chordata; Amphibia; Anura; Myobatrachidae. The record is from RefSeq and is a predicted model, not a curated record. The transcript has 14 exons. Gene Ontology annotation, molecular function: carnitine O-acetyltransferase activity. Gene Ontology annotation, cellular component: peroxisome.
CAUGCAGGCUCCACCCAGCAGGAAGUGUGGAUCUGUCCCACCCAUGCCACUCAGGCCUAUUCCUUCCCCCACACCACUUGCCGUGGACAACUCCUGGGGGUAAAUUUCCCCUUGUCCCAGAGAGGAGGAGGGGAGCCAGCAGCUGGCAGGAUGAUCCGGAAUAUGAUAUAUUACAUAGCACCUCUCAGGGUUUCGCUCCCCUUCUCUUUCCUCCGUAGGUUACACACUCCCCCUACGCUUGCCCGCCAGCCAGUCCCUGACCUCCGGCAGAUCCUCGCCCAUUACCUGCGCUCCCUCCAGCCCCUGGUAAGUGAAGAUGAGCUGGAGAGCACCCGGGAAAUGGUGGAGGAAUUUCUACGUCCCAGAGGACAGGGAGAGGAGGUGCAGCAUCAGCUACAGAAGAGAGCGGAGCGCACUGACAACUGGCUAACAGAUUGGAGACAAGAGUGCGUUUACCUAGAGAACCACCUGCCGCUCCCAGUACACUCCAGCCCAGCUGUCAUUCUCCCCCAGCAGGAACACAAAGACUGGAGGGGACAGCUGAGAUUUGCUUCUAAACUGAUCUCUGGUGUCCUGGAUUUCAAAGCCAAAAUCGAGAGCCCCGAGGGUCUGGAAGACUUAUGGCGGGGACGCAGAUUGUGCCCUGAUCAGUAUCACAAGUUCUUUGGAUCCUGUAGAGAGCCCGGCUACAAGAGGGAUCGGGUCCUUCUGCAGCCGCCAAACAAAUCUCCCCCUCAUCACGUGACUGUCUGCAGGAACUACCAGUUUUUCGAGCUUGAUGUGUACAACAGUGAUGGUUCGCCGCUGACCGAAGAUCAGAUCCACCAGCAGAUGCUGUUUCUGCGAGCGCACUCCAAGAAGACCGACAAGGAGCCAGUGGGGGUGCUCACCACCGACCACCGCAAUAGCUGGGGGCGUGCGUACAGCUCCCUCAUCCGGGAUCGGCUGAACAGGGAUUCCGUGCGCAGCAUCCAGCGCAGCAUCAUGACCGUGUGUUUGGAUGCUACGGCACUGAAGUUCUCCGAGGACCUGUACAGCAGCCGCACAGCCGCGCAGAUGUUGCACGGAGGGGGGAGCCAUGCCAAUAGCGGCAACCGCUGGUUUGACAAGACCUUGCAGUUCGUGGUGGGAGAAGAUGGAACAUGCGGCCUGAUAUACGACCAAGCGACGGCCGAUGCCUCGGCGGUGGUGACGAUGCUGCGCCAUGUUUUGGACUACUGUUCCAGGGGUCCCAGUCUGCUGCUACCCCGCACUCCUAUCACCAGGGUUCCUCCCCCAAGGAAGCUGUACUUCAAUUUCCCCCCUGAGACCAAACAGCACAUAGAGCAAGCCAAGCAGAACCUGGACAUAUUGGUCAAUGACCUUGACAUCUGCUGCUUCUCUUUUCCUGAUUUUGGGAAGAAAUUUCCCCAGAGGCACAACAUGAGACCUGGAGCUUUUCUGCAAAUCUGCCUCCAGCUGGCGUAUUAUAGGUUACAUGGCUCUCUUUGUGCCACUUGUGAGGGCGUCUCGCUCAGAGCAUUUCAUAGGGGGCGCUUGGAUGUUGUGCGCUGCUCCUCCCCAGAGGCGCUGGAAUUUGUACAAGCUGCAGAUGAUCCCAACAAAUCGGCACAAGAGAAGUUGUCUCUCAUGUUGAGAGCUGUAGAGAGUCACCAAGCAGCUACGGAGCAGGUGUUACAGGGGCAGUCUGUGGAUGGCGCUAUCCUGGCUCUGAAGAUGAUGUGCAUUUCCUCUGGUCUGGCUCUCCCCUCGCUCCUCAUGGAUACGUCCUAUGCCGUGUCCUCUCAUUGGAAGCUCUUCACAGGACAGGUGUCCUCUCCUAUGGACUGCGUGAUCUGUUACGGACCCCUGGUUCCCGAUGGAUACAGCGUCUGCUUUGCACCCUCUCAGAACAGUAUUACUGUGUGCGUCUCCGCUUUUGACUGCUGUCAGGAGACCGAUGCGGAGAGACUGUCGGACAGUCUGCAGGGUGCUCUGAGAGGCAUGCGUGCUCUCAUACUGGAGUGCCGGCCUGGAGAGGAAUAGCGGUUUGCGUUUGCCUCACUCUUGCUGCCGAGCCUACCUGUUUUAUUACAUACAGUACUAUGAGCCGUCCCUCAGUAGAUGAUGCAGAGAAUGUUGCUGCAUAUUUAUAACCGUGUAAGAACUUCGGCUGCAGCGUGAUAGGAGGUACACCGUAUGCAAAUCUGAUUAUUAUCACAGGUGUUUCCUCGUUCUAGUAACUGGGAGUGUUCAUCAAAAGUCGUUCUUCUAACUGGUGUUUACCGAAGAAGAAAAAUCCAUUCUUCCUCCCCUUUCUCUGUACUUCUUAUGCUUCACGUGAGUGUCUGAAGAUCAGUGGCAUCUCUUGGCUUGUCAGACUGCUCUGAUAAUGUGACAAGAGUCCCAGCCGCUGAUUAUAUCUCUAGAGCCUUCUCCCCCAGCUCCUGUGUGGCCGUUGUAGUGGCAUGAAGGGGGGAAAAGAGCCUUGGUGGACCGCACUGUUACAGUAUGCGAACCACGCAGGAAUGGCUUACGUGGUAGUCCUCGUAUCGGCCUAGGUGUGUCCUAGGAUUUAAAGAAUGCAAGUGGUCAUGUUACAUUAAAGCCCCGUCUUGUACAUUUCCUUAUUGUUCAGGAAUAAAGGUCAAAAGUAAAGGUAACCAAAGCUUUAAUUCUAUUAAGGAUGUGGUCUGAUAUUGUUUAAAGGCAGAAAAAAUAAAAAUAAAAUGGUAAAUGUAAGCAACAUA